CUCAUUGUCAGGGCGAAGGCUGGAAGAGGAGCACAGAUCUGAGAGGGAAGAUGGACCCAAGGGACAAUCAGGGUCUGAGUUUGAAGAUCUGAAGGAAAAUAAAAACAACAACUCUUGAAACUAAACGCUCGAGCAUCAGUGACUCCCUCAAUCCACACGUGAGCAGACAUUGGUGCAGAAUGCCCCGCUCCCCGAGGUUUUCCCUCAGCAGCAGAAAGUCUCAGGCGUCACCCCCUCAGAAUGAAGACAGAGACGCCUGUUUUCCUGAGCAGGACAUCAACACUUUCAGCUUGAGGAUUGCAGCUCAAAAUAGAAGACACAGCGCUGAUGGGACCCUUGGUUCUGGGUCAGAUCGAGACCCCGUGGUCCGUUUCUACCCGUACUGUCGACAGCUCAGUGAUGGAGCAGCGGAGGCUGAAGGCUACCUCCAACAGAGCACCUCCUCCUUCGGCAGCCUGCAAGAAGUUUUCAGCUCUGACACGUGUUCUGGCAGUGGUGAUGUGCCAGCAACCUGGGAGCAGUUCAACAGCAGCGUUCAGAGUUUAUACUCCGACCCACCAGUCGCACCUGUGGAACCUUAUAGCUCUUUCUCUCAGAGUUAUCCAUCCUACAGCUCACUGAGCCCUCUGCAGCAGGUCUCAUCUAAGCUCUAUGUUAAUGAUAACCAACCAGAGAACUCUAAAUAUUCCCUUCAGAGCCUCUCUACUAAGUCACAUGUGGAGAGCUCCACACAGUCCCUCUUCCCCAAGCCCAUCUACUCCUACAGCAUCUUGAUUUUUAUGGCUCUGAAGUACAGCAAGACAGGAAGUCUGCCAGUCAGUGAGAUCUACAGCUUCAUGACGGAACAUUUCCCAUAUUUCAAGACGGCUCCUGAUGGAUGGAAGAACUCGGUGCGGCACAAUCUCUCCCUGAACAAGUGCUUUGAGAAAGUGGAAAACAAGAACGGGAACACUUCUCGUAAAGGUUGCCUCUGGGCUCUCAAUCCGGCCAAAGUGGAGAAGAUGCAGGAGGAGCUGCACAAGUGGCGUCGCAAAGAUCCUCUGACUGUUCGCAGGAGCAUGGCAAGGCCAGAAGAUCUUGAUCGUCUUUUGGGAGAAAGGCCAGACAAGGUCAGGUCUUUGCAGCAUCACAACGCCAGAGUUGCCCCUAUUUACAGCCCCAACUCAUCCUCUUCAACUCCUGCCCAGCCUCAAGCAGCACGCCAGUCACAGUAUGCCCCCAUUCAGCCGCAGCAGCCCCACUUCCUCCCCCUGGCAGCUGCUCACCCCAGCAAUUCAUUUUUCCUGUACUCUCCCUGUGGACAGCAGCCCACAGCGGGUGUCCCAUCAGCCCCUGGAUGUCUGAACUCUCCCGUGGCUGGGAAGAUGCCACCUGUUUACAGCGUUACAUCGCCCGACUACAGCACUGGACCGAGAGGCAUGCAGGAGCUGCUGCAGGAGGGGGACACCGCCUACGACAUCGAUACGCUCAACCCAAGUCUCACUGACCUGCAGCUGCAAGGCAGCCUUUGGGAGGAGUUAAGACAGGAGAGCUUGGUUUCAGAGCCACGCCUGACCUCCACCUCCUUUGUCCUGCAGGACCACCACGUCCAGACCAGCUGCCUACAGCCCCCACCUUCUUCCAGUCACACCUCUGCAAGGUCUGUGGGUGGUUGUUGCAAAGCAGCAUAUGAGGAUGAGGACGUUGACAGAAGCUACUGGAACGGAUGGCAUCCUGUGGGUUAUUCAGGAGUGGAGAGUUUGUCUGGACAUCUAACCUCCUGCACAACAUCUGUCUCUUUGAUGUAAACAUUUCCGUCAGCUCCCCUGUUUUUCUCUAAGCUUUUGUUUUAUUCUCGUUAAUAUUAAACAAAAAAUAAUUAAAGGUGUCACAAAUGAACAAGCAAACAGCAGAAUGUUGAAUUAAAAACAUCCCUUUACUUUAUUUUGACAUUUCUGUUGUAAAAUUUGGUAGCUUGUGUAUUUAUUAACCUGGAAACCAUGUUUAAUUUUUCAUGUAAAAAAUGUCUCGUUAAAAAAAUAAUUUCAAGAAUGUAAAGGAUUCACUUUCUCGUUUGUAACUGUAUCAGCUCCUUUUCUGAAGGGAGUAAAUGAAAAAAAAAACCUGCUGAAA
Messenger RNA from Nothobranchius furzeri (turquoise killifish), 2112 nucleotides. It is a transcript of the gene foxn1, whose product is annotated as forkhead box N1. Gene Ontology annotation, biological process: regulation of transcription by RNA polymerase II. The record is from RefSeq and is a predicted model, not a curated record. Gene Ontology annotation, molecular function: DNA-binding transcription factor activity, RNA polymerase II-specific; transcription cis-regulatory region binding. NCBI's taxonomy places the organism in Eukaryota, Metazoa, Chordata, Actinopteri, Cyprinodontiformes, Nothobranchiidae.